ACGGGCUGCUUCCGCAGCUGGCGUUGGGGUAGCGGUGAGGGCUGUGCUGCGAGGCGUCUGUUUUUCCUGUAGUCCUUUUGUCUCUCUGCUCUGGAGCAGCGCUGCGCCCCUCCUGGCUCCUUUAUUGAGCGGGCUUUUCUCCCCGUCCUCCCGCUUUCGAGAUUCGGCCCUUCCCGCUCGGUGGUGCCGUGGGAGGUUUGCGGAUGCUCGUCUGCUGUCCCGGAGAGGCGUUGCUGCUGUGUUCUGCUUAAAGCUGGGAAGCUUCUGUAAACAAGCCUGAAGUGAGAAAACUUUAAGGAAUAAGAAAGGCGAAAAAGAAAAAAAGAAAGGCGUACUAUCUUUAAUCUGUGUAUGUCAGUCCUCUUCUUAACUUGCCUCUGAAGUUAACAGGUGUGCUCACAUGACUCCCAGUACCUUGGCCUUGCGUGAAGAUGUGGAGCGGUCUGUUACCUCCAGGACUGAAUGAAAGUGAUGUUGACUUGAGCUCUGAGAAUGAAGAGGAGUCAUGCAUUUCCUGUUUGAAGGAAGAACAUAUAAAGGAAGAUGCAGAAAGAGUUCAGCUUCCUGAAUUGCAGGAGGGUGGACCUGAAAGUAAUGCCAUCACUAAAUCAGUUUUGAUAUCCGUGACAGAUGGAGAAAACACAUCUGAAACAUGCCCUGCUGGAAUUCCUUUAACUAUAUGGAAUAAGUUUUUGGAGCUUCAGAAGAAAAACCGUGAAAUGAAAGUGGAAGCAAAUCAGGGGAGCAGAGGCCGAAAAAGAAAGCGGCGCAGAAAAGAAAAACUUGAGAAGGACAAAAAAGAAGUGACUAAGAGUAGUCAGCAGUUGACCAAUGAAGACCACUGGAAAGAACUUACACAGUACUUUGGAAUCAAUGAUAGAUUUGAAUCACCUGUGGAUAGCAGAGCUCCACAAAAGUCUGGCCUGGAACUUAGCAUAGAGAAGUCUGUGGCUGAAGGUGACAUUGAUAAAGCUGAGGAGCUGAGUGACAGAUUAGCAACUCGUGAGCUUGGUGUGAAAAUUGCCAAAGCUGCUGCUUGCCGCAACUUUGUAAAAGCCAAACAAGAAGCAGAGGCUGUCCAAGAAGCUCGAAAGAAAAAGAAGCUUGCUUGGGGGUUUGAAGCUAAGAAAAGAUGGGAAACAAAAAGCAACAUGGGAUACAUGUAGUCCAUCCUGUUUUCCUGGGGAGUCAAAUUCCCACUGUUACUUGAAGUUUUGUGGGUGACUAAAAACACACAUAAGCACACAUAAAAUCAUUCAAAGAAAGCUUGAAACGUGAAGAAAAUCAGCUAAAACAAACGGAAAAAAAGCAACACAGCAAAUCCUUGUUUCCUCCUAAUCCUGUGAGAUUACACUAGGUUGGUUUGUCGUUCUUCCAGUGUAGCAAAAAUGCUUUCUAAAAAUCAGUACUGUGUUAAAGACACUGUGUUUCUCCAAAAUGUAAAUAUUAGUGUAAUGCAUUGCAGAAUGCAUUUGAAGUCUGGUAGAGGGUUGACUAAAGAUGGAAUAAAAUACUCGUUCCAGA
Molecule: messenger RNA, 1524 nt
Organism: Tympanuchus pallidicinctus (lesser prairie-chicken)
Lineage: Eukaryota; Metazoa; Chordata; Aves; Galliformes; Phasianidae
Gene: FAM204A
Product: family with sequence similarity 204 member A
Exons: 8
Coding region: 432-1166 (244 amino acids)
Source: RefSeq, a predicted model, not a curated record